Messenger RNA from Porites lobata, 1373 nucleotides. NCBI's taxonomy places the organism in Eukaryota, Metazoa, Cnidaria, Anthozoa, Scleractinia, Poritidae. The record is from the annotation of a GenBank genome assembly.
AUGCAAUUGUUUUCCGUGGUUGUCGGAGAAGGUCACGUUUAGGACUCGGGAAGAGGGUUGCGUAACUGUCGCUUUAAAGAAGGGUUUAAAAAAGUUAAGUAGCUGAUUGGUCAGUGUGUGUAGUCAAUUUCUGAUAUGAUAAUUGUAGCAAACAUCUUGUCCACAGGUUCUAAAUUGAUGACGGAUUUCUUUACUUCGAAAUCAAAAGGAAUCUCUGGUGUUCAGAGCAGUACAGCUUCCAGUAGUGUUUCAAGUGUUUCUUCCAGCUCUUUACAGUCCUCACUAUUAUCAUCUCUAAUGACAGAAGAAAAUAUGGACAAGGUGAGUAAGCUAGGGGUAGGCAUAUAACACAAUACUGAAAACAUAAAUUCACUUUACAUGAAGAAAAAAGGUUAUUGUACAACAUAUGAGUGCUUGAAGUGUGUUAACAAGGGCUGUCACUUCUAUUGAAAGUUUAUUACCUGAUUGUUCUUAUUUAUCAGAUUGUAUCUGAAACAAAAGAUCAAACAGAAAGAGAAUUUCGCUCCAGGCUGAGGAGAUCUAUUGUGGCAUCAAGUACCGCAUCUGUUUCGUCCGCAAAGCGAGCUAGAUUAGAAGAACCACAACAAUCUAAUAUUCCUGUAGAGAAGAUAGUAAUUGAAAAUAACCUUAAGUUUGGAGAACGAGAAAUACAAAUGAUGAAGUCUGUGAAAGAAGUAUUGUUUGCAUCUUCCGUCUCGACAACCAAUUCGAUAUCUGUUGUGGUAGGCCAGAUGAGGAUGAGAAUGUCUGAGUUGGAAGAACAAUCUAUGCGUUUCUGCAAGAACCUUUUGGAUAUGACAAACACAACCCCAAGCAUGGCAAUGAGCAUGACAACUAUCCAAUCCUUGCUUCAGCACACGGUUGAGGAGCACGCCCUUGAUGAAGUUUAUAUUGCCAAAAUCUGUGAACUUCAGGAUCAGUUAAGAAAUAAGGAUAUGGUCAUGGAGGAAUUGAAAACGCUUGUCACAGAAAGAGAUGUAAACCGGUUUGUUCCUGACAUUGUAAUCAAAGUAGCGUCUCUGUUGGAUAAUCCAAGUGAUGACUGUGCUAUUCUUGCAUCGAUUUUGAAAAACUUAGUUGAAAACCAAGCAAAAAAUGUUAAGCGUUGGAAUGAAGAGACAAAAUCGCUUUUCGCAACAAUUUUAGACAAUGGAGGUCCACCUCUUGCCAGGAUUGUUACGGAGAAGUUGAGUGGGCCCAGUCUUCAGACAAUGUAUCGCAGUGCAAGGUCCGACUAUGCUAUACCAAUGACAUUACAAGAGCGCACAUUAGAACGGGCAGCACAUUUAUAUCAAUCAAUUGGUUAUCGUGGAGUGUUUGCUCUGGCAGUAGACGCAACAUUCGUACCUUAA